AUGGUGGUGCGACCAUCGGAUUUCAGCCUCAGCCAGAGUUCGGGCAGUCCUCCAAAACAGUUCAAGAAGAAAUUCGAUUCAAAGGAGCUCAACAACUUUGGAAAAUGUCGUUGGCGGGCCUACUUAUUGGUGACAUCGCUUCCAUGGGAAAUCGCUGUAAGCCUGGUGAUUUGUGGCAACUUUGUGGUAAUCAUCCUUGAAGCGAAUUAUGGAGCUGCUUGUGAUGGGGACAUGGUUAGUGGCUGUGUGCCUGGCUAUUUGGCAGUGGUGAAUUACUGCUUUGUGGGUUUCUACACAUUGGAAGCAUUGGCAACUUUGUUUGUUUACAGGGCACGUGUAUGUCGGGAUCACUGGACUCUCUUUGACCUGUGCAUUGUGUUAAUGGCUUGGGUGGACAUGCUCGUGUCAGCUAUAGUGACGACCGCAGGUCUGCAGGAAGUGCAACUCCUGCGACUCUUCCGCAUUGCGCGGCUGGCGCGAGCAGCCAGGAUCGUGCACAUGUCCCCCGAGUUGAGGGCUAUGAUGAAUGGCGUGAUCAGUGCGCUGACCACGGUGUUUUGGGGGCUUAUAAUGGUGAUGCUCCUCCUGGCCGUAUGGGCUGUCCUUGCGGUGGAGCUUUUGCACGACACAGCCCAAGAUGUACAUGCAGACAAACCAAUCUGUGCAGAGGCAUUUGAUUCCGUCUUCAUGGUGAUGUUGAUGUUCUUCCAGACUCUCAUGGCUGGUGACAGCUGGGGUGACUGUGCAGUCCCCAUGAUCCAGAGAAAUCCACUCUCCCUCAUUAUUUUUGGAGGCUCCUUGUUGACCGUCCAGCUUGGUUUUGCGAACUUGGUCUUGGCUGUGAUAGUCGAGCGGGCGCGCCAAGCACAUGAGGAGGAGCAAAGGCAAAACCUGUCUGAACAGAUCAAAAAACGCCGUGAAGCAGAGAACCGGUUGCUUGAGAUGUGUCAGCGCAUUGAUGUGGACAAAGAUGGAGUUUUGACGCUGGAAGAACUCAUGGAGGCUUAUGCUACUAAUGAGGACUUCAGGAAGACCUUGCUCCUUCUUGAGAUUGAUGAGACAGAUCUGAUUUGCCUAUUUGACCUCAUGGAUGUGGACCGCUCGGGAGAUUUGACCUAUGAGGAGCUUGUGAACUGUAUUCACAAGUCCGAAACUAACGAUCUAAAGCGCCAGAUGAUGAUGGUGAAGCUGCAGGUCCAGGAUAUUUGGCUUCGAAUUCGCGACCAUUUGACCGAUGCCCAAGAGAACAUCAUCAGCUCGGUGAGGGGUGAGGUGCGCAAGCCCUCGCUCUUGGACGCAAAGACUUAUUUGAUAAGGAAACUCACCUCCAGCAGCAGCUUCGCGAAGAAAACGUCAAAUGUCUCCAACUUCAAGAAGCAUCUACAGGCUGGGGCAUAA
Molecule: messenger RNA, 1398 nt
Organism: Durusdinium trenchii
Lineage: Eukaryota; Dinophyceae; Suessiales; Symbiodiniaceae
Source: the annotation of a GenBank genome assembly